AUGAGGGAGCUUGACCCUCUUGUUUCGGAGUUUCAACAUGAUAAACACCGACCUCGUGAAGCAGAAGCACUAUUAACCCUACGCAAAGUUGCUUCUAUGGUUAAGCCAAUUAUGCGGCAGCGGAUGUGGAAGGUUGGGACUCUCUGUGAAUUUUACCCUUCUACCCAGAAUCUACUGGGGUUAAACGUGAACCACGGACAGAAAAUAUGUCUUCGAUUAAGGCAGCCAUACGAUGAAAGGCAGUUUCUUCCAAUAGAACAAGUGGUUGACACUAUGCUUCAUGAGUUAUGUCAUAUAGUUCAUGGUCCACAUGAUCAAAAGUUCCAUGCACUAUGGAAUCAACUUCGAGAUGAACACGAGCAGCUGCUAAGCAGAGGUUAUACUGGUGAAGGAUUUCUAUCUGCCGGCCACCGCCUGGGGGGAAGACGAAUACCUAUGGAUGAAGCUCGUCGACUCGCGCGUGCCGCGGCAGAAAAGCGGCGUGUGCUGUCUUCUGGCACUGGCAAGAAACUAGGUGGUGCCUCAGCUCUUCCAGGAGCAGAUAUACGAAAAGUUCUUGCAGAUGCUGCCGAGAGGCGAGCUACAGUUACAAAAGGUUGUGCAAGUGGAACUAUAGAAGGCGAUAGACUUGCAGAAGAGGCUACUCGAAAUGGGUUUCGGACUAAGGCCGAAAUGGAAGAUGCAAAUGAGAAAGCUAUUAUGGAAGCCUACAUUGAUCUUAUCCAGCAAGAAGAGAGAGAACAAUAUGGCGACUCCUAUACACCUCCUAGCUCGUCGAAUCCUAUGGGCCCUCGGGCUCUAGUACCCCCAACACCGAACCCUGCGGCAGCUUCUUCCAAACUUCAAUUAUCAGACAGUACCGUCUUCUCGUCAAACUCGGAUAUAAACGACAUAGAGCCUUGGACGUGUUCCACUUGUACGUUUAUCAAUAAGCCCUUGUUCCUUGCCUGUGAAGUAUGCGCUACCGAGCGUACCUCAGACGCAAAUUUUUCACCUCUUUCCAAAGUGACUUCAAAGCUUGCCCAGGAAAAAAAGAUUGGCAAGCAACUGUAUCCAUCUGGAAGACAUGGUGGGACGAAAACUCGCAAAUCUGCAGUCCAGGCUAUUAUUGAGCUCGAAAAGAAUCAGCCUCCGAAGCCAAAACGAUCUUUGGGGUGGGUAUGCCAUUGUUGCGGAGCCUUUAUGGAGUCUCAAUGGUGGACAUGUUCUGCCUGUGGGACGAUGAAGCUGACUGAUUGA
This is a messenger RNA of Trichophyton benhamiae CBS 112371, 1239 nucleotides long. RefSeq lists its product as uncharacterized. The transcript has 2 exons. Lineage: Eukaryota; Fungi; Ascomycota; Eurotiomycetes; Onygenales; Arthrodermataceae. The record is from RefSeq and is a predicted model, not a curated record. The coding region runs from base 1 to 1239 and encodes 412 amino acids.